This is a messenger RNA of Panicum hallii, 978 nucleotides long. Its product is annotated as BTB/POZ and MATH domain-containing protein 2-like. The coding region runs from base 1 to 978 and encodes 325 amino acids. The record is from RefSeq and is a predicted model, not a curated record. NCBI's taxonomy places the organism in Eukaryota, Viridiplantae, Streptophyta, Magnoliopsida, Poales, Poaceae. Gene Ontology annotation, biological process: protein ubiquitination. Gene Ontology annotation, molecular function: protein binding. The transcript has a single exon.
AUGAACCUGCACCAACGUGUCACGGCCUGCGACGCGCGCCGCCAGUCCAAGACCUCGUCGCGGUGCGUGGCGGAGAGCGCGACCGUGACGCACGACUUCGAGGUGGCCGGCUACUCGCAGCUCAAGGCCCUGGGCGUUGGCCAGUACGUCAGCUCCGGCACCUUCAGCGCCGGUGGACACAACUGGGCCAUCCGGGUCUACCCGAAGCAGUACGGCAACGUGAUUGCCCACUACCAGCCGCCCCUUUUCUACGCCGGGGCGUCCCUGCAGCUCCGCGACGCCGGCGUGGGGACGGAGGUGACGGCCAGCUUCACCCUGAGCCUGCUGCAGAAGGACGGCCGCGUGUCGCCGAUGGCGAAGCGGACCAUGACGGCAGCCUUUGGUGCCCCGCCGCGGGACAGCUACGGCUUCCACAAGCUGCUGGCCAGCGCGACCAUGCUCCAGAAGUGGCGGUGCCUCCACAACGACGCGCUGACGAUCCGGUGCGUCCUGACCGUCGUCCGCACCAGGGACCCGGUCCCGCCGCCGGAGCUGGCCGGCCACCUCGGGAGCCUGCUCGCGACCGGGAUGGGCGCGGACGUCACCUUCGACGUCGGCGGCCGGGCGUUCCCGGCUCACAGGGUCCUGCUGGCCGCGCGGUCCCCGGUGUUUCGUGCGGAGCUCUUCGGGCACAUGAUGGAGAAGGACGCGCGACGCAUCAGGAUCGCCGGCGUGAGGCCGGAGAUCUUCGAGCUGCUCCUCCACUUCAUCUACACGGACUCGCUGCCGGGCGACGGCGAGGGCUGUGACACCGCGACGCUGCAGCACCUGCUCGUGGCGGCGGAUCUGUACGGGAUCGACAGGCUGAAGCACAUCUGCGAGGGGAAGCUGCACGCUAGCGUCGACGAGAAGACGGUGGCGAGCAUGCUGGCUCUAGCGGAGCGGCACAACUGCCCGAGGCUCAGAGAUGCUUGCCUGAAUCCAAAUGUCCAUUGCUAG